GAAUGAAAGCUCGUGCUCCUGCUCCACCAAAUCAAGCUUCUGCAGCAAGUAGGAUUCACAGUGAGCACAAGUCACCUGCAGAGACAGCUGUGAUUUCUGAUCAGAACCUUGUGAACAUGAAGGAGAACAUGAUAAACAGAUCGGUGGACUUCACAGUCAUUUUGCCCAGCGGGGUGGAGCGGAAGAGCACAGUACAAGGAAGUAAAGCUGUAAUGGAUCUGUUGGUCGAUUUAUGCAGCCAGUAUCGCUUAAAUCCAUCCCAGCAUAGUCUUGAACUGAAGACUUUGGGAGCUCAACAACCUCUGAGUUACAAGCCAAACACUUUGAUAGGAGCACUGGACAUACAGACGGUACUUCUGAAAGAGAAGGUUCCCGAAGAGAAGACAAAGCGACCUCUGCCAAGGGUCCCUGAGAAGUCUGUGAGGCUGGUAGUGAACUACCUGAAGACGCAGAAGGCCGUGGUUCGGGUUAGUCCGGAGGUCCCUCUCCACAGCAUCAUCCCAGCUAUCUGUGAGAAGUGUGAAGUCAGUCAAGAGCACGUUGUCCUUCUGCGGGAUGGCAUCACUGGGGAGGAGCUGGAGCUUACCAAGUCCUUGGAGGAGCUGGGGAUAAAGGAGCUGUACGCCUGGGACAGAAAAAGAGUUCCUCCAUCAAAAACUCAGUCUGAACCUUCUCUGAACUAUAGAGAACCAAGUCGAAAGGCUUCAGUAAGCAAUGAUGCAAUAGAAAAAGAAAAAACAAGACUUCUGGGAUUGUUUAAAGCUGAUAGAAGAAGCAGCAAGACAGAAGAAAACUUGGGGAUGAACAGAGAUUGUGGUGAGGAGGAUGUUUUUAGUUCUGCAUCUACAAGUGAAGGAAGCUUGGAUGGUUUUUCCACAGCACCAAAUUCCCCUUCGGUGAAUUCUCGUUCCGGUAGCCUGGGUCCCUCACUAUCCCUUGGAAACAUCUCAGGAAUGACAGCAAACCCAGAAGUGAAAAAGCGCAGAGCACCUCCUCCACCAGUUUCGACACCUGCGUUGCAGCACAUGGAGAUGAGCGGACAAGAAAAGCCAGCACCACGG
Messenger RNA from Eurypyga helias (sunbittern), 1061 nucleotides. RefSeq names its product protein cordon-bleu-like. NCBI's taxonomy places the organism in Eukaryota, Metazoa, Chordata, Aves, Eurypygiformes, Eurypygidae. Gene Ontology annotation, cellular component: ruffle; axonal growth cone; neuronal cell body. The transcript has 7 exons. The annotation marks the transcript as partial. Gene Ontology annotation, molecular function: actin monomer binding. Gene Ontology annotation, biological process: actin filament network formation; actin filament polymerization. The record is from RefSeq and is a predicted model, not a curated record.